Molecule: messenger RNA, 1473 nt
Organism: Aspergillus thermomutatus
Lineage: Eukaryota; Fungi; Ascomycota; Eurotiomycetes; Eurotiales; Aspergillaceae
Product: Zn(2+) transporter ZRT3
Exons: 3
Coding region: 1-1473 (490 amino acids)
Biological process (GO): zinc ion transmembrane transport
Cellular component (GO): membrane
Molecular function (GO): zinc ion transmembrane transporter activity
Source: RefSeq, a predicted model, not a curated record
AUGGCUGCCAGCAGUGACCUCCGUGGCUGGCUGAUGAGCGGGGUCUCUGGCAUAGCCUGCGUCCUUGGUUCUUCCGUCAUCUGCAUCGAUGUUCUGCUGCAGCGAUUCUCUCGCCGCAAGAACUUCCAGAUCGUCAACAGCAAUGGCUUCUUGUCAGCCUCUCUGUGUCUGAGUUCUGGUGUUCUGCUCUUCACCUCCCUCUAUAGCAUGCUCCCUACCUCGAAGGAAUACCUCACUCGAGCUGGAUUCUCCCCCCGCGCAGCGGCCUACACUCUCAUCGGACUCUUCUUGGCUGGGGUGAUCGUCAUUCGACUUAUUUCUGCUCUCAUCCACCAGCAUAUUCCCUCUCAUGUCGUCGAUUGCGCCCAUACUCACGAGCCAAACCAAGAUCCCGAACGCGGCGAUGCUGGACGGCAAGAGCAGCCGGCGCCCGCUCUUCGCCAGGCAAAUGGCAACACGGAACGGACGCCUCUCCUGCGACGAACAAAUCCGCCAUCAUGCAAGUCCACACCGGGUGCUGUUGAGCGACCAGCGCUCGAACCUCUGCGGUCCCGGUUGACUCGGCGCUUCAACCAGCUCAUGGGUGGCGUCAAACCCCUCUGUGACGAAAACGGCCCGUGCUAUGGUUUCUCGCAGACCUGCGGUCUUGAAUGUUCCAAAAUCCUCACUCCGCAGAUGAUUAGCGUCACCGAUGAGAUUAUUCGGCCUUCCUUAGCUACGCAUCACACCAUUGGCGUCCAGCUGGACUCGGAACGAGCAGGGCCUGAAGAAGGUGCUGGCCCAGGGUUGCUCGUUCCGUCGCAUGAUUUGGCACAAGACUUUUCGGGGCCAUUGGAUGCCGGUUCCUCACAGGAACACCAAAGCAGCGCAUCCUCCUCGCGGACAGGUCUCCAAGCCUAUCCCUACAAGUCCCCAGAGGACCAGGACGAGUCGACCAAAGCUCCACCGGCCGCAUCGUCGCAACACCAUCACCACGUGCCCCAGAAUGCCUUCCUAUCCAUCGGCCUCCAGACUUCGUUAGCUAUUGCCCUCCACAAGCUCCCAGAGGGCUUCAUCACAUACGCUACCAAUCAUGCCAGCCCCACGCUCGGCAUGACCGUCUUCGUCGCCCUCUUCAUCCACAACAUCAGCGAAGGCUUCGCCAUGGCCCUCCCGCUCUACCUCGCCCUCCACUCCCGCUGGAAAGCCAUGUUCUGGUCCAGCCUGCUCGGCGGAAUCAGCCAGCCCGCCGGCGCCGGCCUCGCCGCUCUUUGGAUCUGGGGCGCGCAGAAAGCCGGCCACGGCGACGCGACUACCGGUCCCUCCUGGGGUGUAUAUGGGGGCAUGUUCGCUGCUACAGCCGGCGUCAUGACCUCCGUUGGUCUGCAGCUUUUCAGUGAAGGGCUUGGAUUGACGCACCAUCGUGGGAUGGGUGUAGGAUUCGCGAUCGCUGGGAUGGGUUUAAUGGGGCUGAGUUUUGCGCUGACUGCGUGA